Molecule: messenger RNA, 1146 nt
Organism: Fraxinus pennsylvanica
Lineage: Eukaryota; Viridiplantae; Streptophyta; Magnoliopsida; Lamiales; Oleaceae
Source: the annotation of a GenBank genome assembly
AUGUUUAGUGUGAAGAAGAGAAUUACUGAAUCAGAUAUGUGUUUCUCCAACUCAGUCCUGCAAGAUACUCCAGCUUCUAAAAGCAAUUGUCGUUUAAUUUCUAAGGUUACUGAUGAUUAUCAUGUUCCCAUCUUGCCUGGAUUACCAGAUGAUGUAUCAAAAUACUGUUUUGCUCUCGUUCCCCGAUCUAAUUUCCCCGCUAUGGGUGCUGUAUGCAAGCGGUGGAGGUCAUUUAUCAAAAGCAAAGAGUUCAUCACUGUUCGUAAACUAGCUGGGAUGCUUGAGGAAUGGCUUUAUGUCCUGACUGUGGAUGCUGAAGGAAAAGAGAGCCACUGGGAGGUUUUAGAUUGUUAUGGACAUAAACACCAUCAACUCCCACCUAUGCCUGGUCCUGUUAAAGCUGGUUUUGGUGUGGUGGUUCUCAAUGGGAAGCUUCUUGUCAUUGCUGGUUAUUCUGACGUAGAUGGAACGGGAUCCGUCUUAGAAGAUGUUUACCAAUAUGAUUCUUGCCUCAACAGCUGGAGCAAAUUGGCUAGCAUGAAUGUGGCACGCUACGACUUUGCUUGUGCCGAAGUAAAUGGCAUGGUCUAUGCUGUUGGAGGAUAUGGGAUGGGCGGAGAAUCUCUCUCUUGUACGGAAGUGUACAACCCUGAUACUGACAAGUGGACUCUAAUAGAGAGUAUGCGCCGACCAAGAUGGGGAUGUUUUGCCUGCGGAAUCGAGGGGAAGCUCUAUGUUAUGGGUGGGAGGUCAAGUUUUACUAUCGGAAAUUCAAGGAUUGUUGACGUAUAUAACCCUGAGAGACACACCUGGUGUGAGAUGAAAAAUGGUUGUGUUAUGGUUACAGCCCAUGCAGUGCUGGGUGAGAAGCUCUUUUGUAUGGAGUGGAAGAAUGAGAGGAAACUAGCAAUUUUCAACCCCACAGACAAUUCAUGGAAGAUGGUGCCAGUUCCCUUGACUGGAAGUUUGAGCAUUGGGUUUCGUUUUGGUGUACUGGAUGGAAAACUUCUGCUAUUCUCGUUACAGGAGGAUCCUAGUUACAAAACCCUGUUGUAUAAUCCAAAUGCUGCCCCCGGCACUGAAUGGCAAACUUCUGAGAUGAAGCCGUUAGGUUUAUGCCUGUGCAGUGUCACAAUUAAGGCAUGA